This is a messenger RNA of Dentiscutata erythropus, 1701 nucleotides long. The record is from the annotation of a GenBank genome assembly. Lineage: Eukaryota; Fungi; Glomeromycota; Glomeromycetes; Diversisporales; Gigasporaceae.
AUGUCAGGUGCUUCGGAUGAAUUAAAUGAAUUAAUUGAAGAAGAAAUUAAUAAAGUUAAUAAUGAAGGAAAAGAAGUUAAAAAAUAUGAAUAUAAUUUAUUUAGCAAUUUUUCAGUAAUCAGCAGAAGUCCUUUUGGAGAUGUUCUAACAGCAACGUGGGAAAACUUUACAGUUGUUCUUAAAAGCAUAACCAUUAAUACUAGUCAAAUUGAUAGCGGAAUUAUUAAUGAAAUAAAGAAUGCUGUUAAUGACAUACUUGAAGAAUUAAAAAUUAUGCGGCAUUCUUUAACUGACAACCAAACUGAUUCCAAUGAAAAAUGGAUUGAAAGUGAAAUCAUUGAAGGGAGAAUUAAUGAGUAUAAGAUUAAUGAAUUUGAAGAUUAUAAACGGUACGAAAACACAUGUGCAAUGAAAAUUAUCGACCAUAAUAAUAAAGAAAUUAAAAAUGAGAUUGAACGUCUGCUUUCUGUGGAAUCUCAUGAGAACAUUAUUAAAUUUUAUGGUAUUGUAUAUAAAAUUGAUGAAAUGGAUCCAAAUCAUACCAAUAAUAUACUUAUACACCGAGAAACUUUAAAAUUGGCCAAUUUUGGAUUAUCAAGACGUGUCAUUGAAGCUUCAAAUUCUCAAACCACAAGCGAAGUUUUCGGUGUUAUACCUUAUAUUGAUCCUCAAUAUCCAGCAAGUCUACCAGCUAGGAUUAGAAACGGGCUACGGGAAAAGCCAAUUGCCGAUACACCUCAUGACUAUGUUACUAUUUAUACAAGAUGUUGGAAGAGUAUGCAAGAUGAUCGACCAUCCAUCGAAGAAGUAGCUAUGGCGUUCGAAGACUUUGUUGUUCAAAACAUCACGGAGGAUGAUAGUUUUGUUAUACAUGAUAUAUCAACAUUUGAAGAAUUUAUUAAAAACUCCUUUGAAUACAUUAAAAUCAAUAUUAAGUUAAAUGCCGCUGCAGUUGGUCAGGAUGAAAUGUCUCUCUUUGUAAAUAAUCUAUAUUCGAUUUUUAGUAAGCUAUUUAAUGAAGGUAAAUCAGUUAACGAUAUAAUUACCAAGUUUAUAUCUCAAAAUAAUAAAACCAAUGAAGAAGUUUUUCAAUGGUUAUUGGCAAAUAACAAUCAUUCAAAGUAUACUUGCCUACUUGGAUUAUUUUAUCGUUGGAAUAUUGGCACGGCUGAAAAUAAUAAUAUAUCGACUCUUAUCGAUGCGGCAAAUAAAGGAGAUGCUAUUGCACAAUAUUUUGUUGGAAGGUGUUAUUCAGAAGGUUGGAACACUGAUAAGGAUAAGAAGAAGGCAAUUGAAUGGUACACUAAGGCAGCCGACAAUGAAUGUGCAGUAGCGGAACAUAUUCUUGGAGAAUAUUAUUAUAAACUUGGAAAAUAUACAAAAGCAUUUGAUUUUCUCAAAAGAGCAGUUGAAAAUGGAAAUUUUAAAGCAUUGAAUACCUUAGGGUUAUGUUAUCAAAGAGGUCAAGGAACAGAUACUAAUGUGGUUGAAGGAUUUAAAUCAUUUGGAAAGGCGGCAAUAUGGGGACUACCUAUUUCACAAUAUGAACUUGGAAAUUGUUAUGAAUAUGGAAUAGGAACAGAAAUAAAUUUGGAUCAAGCAUUAUAUUGGUAUCAAAAGGCUGCAGGAGCAAAUCCCAAUUAUCAAAUUCAUCUGAAACGUGCCAACUAUAAAAAAAACAGUAAUAAUUACUAUAACUAG